This is a messenger RNA of Prunus mume (Japanese apricot), 2893 nucleotides long. The record is from RefSeq and is a predicted model, not a curated record. Lineage: Eukaryota; Viridiplantae; Streptophyta; Magnoliopsida; Rosales; Rosaceae.
AAUUUAUGGAUCGAAGUGAUAAUAGGCAGAGGUUUCCUGGCAAUGGCAUGGCGUGUACCUAGAAUUUGUCAUGCCAUUACUCACCUUUCAUUUCAAGGGGCCAUAUCUUUUGAAAAGACACAAAUAAGUCUCCAAAUCAUUUUGUCCUUUCAUUUGAUUGACUCAAAUUUUUAAGUCAAUGGAUGCGCUUGUUUACCCAAUUCAGGAAGGAAGUAGAAAACCCAAAAUCUUAUAAUUUAUUUCCCUUCAGACAGUUUGUUUCUUCACCACACCUCAUCCAUGGCACUUGUGAGAGCAACUCAACAAACCUCCUCUUCUAAUACUUCUCGAUGUUGUCGUUAUCACGUGUUCCUCAGUUUCAGAGGUGAAGACACUCGCAAGACUUUCACUGACCACCUCUUCACAGCCUUGGUCAAUGCCGGAUUUCGCACUUUCCGAGACGACGAUGAGCUGGCGAGAGGAGAAGAUAUUAAGCCCGAACUCCAGAAAGCAAUCAAACAAUCAAGAACUUCUGUUAUUGUGUUUUCGAAAGACUACGCAUCGUCCAGAUGGUGCCUUGACGAGCUUAUGAUGAUCCUUGAACGCAAGAGGACCUCACCUGACUAUGUCGUUUUACCUGUCUUCUACGACGUGGAUCCAUCCCAUGUGCGGAAGCAGACAGGAAGUCUUGCAAAGGCAUUUGCUAGACACCAAAAAACCCAACCGUCGAACAAAGUGAAGGAAUGGAGGGAGGCACUUGCAGAGGUUGCAGAUCUGGCAGGGAUGGUCUUACAAAAUCAAGCUGAUGGACACGAGUCAAAGUUUAUCAACAAGAUUGUUCACGUGAUAGGAGAAAAACUAAGGCGUAGACCCCUAAGUGUUCCCCACAUCAUGAUCGGAAUGCAUUCUCGAGUCAACGAACUGAACUUAUGGUUACAAGAUGGAUCAGAUGAUGUUGGCAUACUUGUAAUUUAUGGCAUGAGUGGAAUAGGGAAGACAACCAUUGCAAAGUCUGUUUAUAAUUCAAACUUUGGAAGGUUUGAAGGAAGCAGCUUCCUUGAAAACAUAAAAGAAGUUUCCCAGCAACCCAAUGGCUUGGUUCAAUUACAAACACAGCUUCUUUCUAAUAUUUUGAAUGGGAGAAAAAUGAAAAUAAGCAGUGUUAGUGAAGGAUUAACUGAGAUUGAAGAUGCAAUAAGCUCCAAGAGGGUUCUCCUUGUUCUCGAUGAUGUGGAUCAUAUGGACCAAUUAGAUGCAGUACUUCGGAUGAAAGAUCAAUUUUGUCCAGGAAGUAAAAUCAUAAUAACAACUAGGCGUGUAAGAUUGUUAAAGGUUCAUCAAGUUACUAAGGUGCAUGAAGUUGAAACUUUGCAUUACAAGGAAUCAUUGGAGCUCUUUAGUUGGCACGCUUUUGGUCAGGACCAUCCCAUUGAAGGUUACAUUGAAUAUUCGCAAAAAAUAGUGCAUCAUUGUGGAGGACUUCCAUUAGCUCUUAAAGUUUUAGGUUCUUCUAUGUACUCGGAGGAUAGUAUAGAUGUAUGGAAAAGUGCACUGCAGAAGUUAGAAGCCAUUCCAAAUGGUGAAAUAGUAAAUAAACUAAGAGUAAGCUAUGAUUCUUUGCCGGAUGACCAUGACCGAAAUUUAUUCCUCCACAUUGCUUGUUUCUUUAUCGGAAAGGACAAAGACUACAUUGUUAACAUACUAGAUGCAUGUGAUUUCUAUACAAUUGUUGGCUUUCAAAAUCUCAUCGAUAGAUGUUUGGUCAGUAUUGAUAAAUGGGAGAAGGUGCAGAUGCAUGACAUGAUCUGUGGAAUGGGAAGACAAAUUGUUCGCCAAGAAUCAGAGAAGCCUUGGAAGCGUAGUAGAGUGUGGCAACAUAAGGAUGCUUUCAAUAUCUUGACAGAAAAGAAUGGUACAGAUUCAAUUGAAGGCCUUGUCCUCGACAUGCACAUGCUCCCUAGAAACAGUGGCAUAAACUCAAUGGAGAUAGUCUUGGAAACCAAUGCAUUUGCAAGGAUGCAUGAACUAAAACUACUCCAUCUUAGUCAUGUACAACUCAACGGUUCUUAUGCAGAAUUUUGUACAAGAUUAAGAUGGUUGUGUUGGAAUAAGUUUCCUUUGGAUUCUAUACCCACAGAUUUUCCUUUGGGGAGCCUGAUUGUUCUUGAAAUGCAAUAUAGUUGCUUGAGGCAAGUCUUCAAGGGAACAAAACGUCUUUCAUCAUUGAAGAUCCUUGAUCUCAGCCAUUCUCAUUCACUUACAGAAACCACCGACUUCUCAUGUUGCCCAAAUCUAGAGAAAUUGAUUCUUGUAGAUUGUGAAAGCCUGGUUGAUGUCAAUGGAUCCAUUGGGAAUCUUGAGAGACUUGUUUACUUGAGUAUGAAGGAUUGCAAAAAUCUUAGGAUGCUUCCAGAGAACAUGUUUAUGCUAAAAUCACUUGAAACACUUAUUAUAUCUGGUUGCACAAAUCUUAAUGAGUUAUCAAUUGAGAUGUUAAGGAACAUGGAAUCUCUGAAAGUGCUUGAGAUAGAUGAAAUCCCAAUAUCUCAAUUAUGGCGAGGAAGAAGUUCAUGUAUCUGGAGUUCUUUACCAUGCUCUUUAGUAAAUUUAAGUGUUCGGGGGUGCAAUCUUUCGGAUGAUACCUUUCCUAGGGAUUUUAGUAAUCUAUCUUCAUUGCGAAGACUAAAUGUCGGGAAUAAUCCAAUUUGUAGCCUGCCAAAUUGCAUCCAAGGUUUAACAAGGCUCGAUGAACUCUCUUUUUCCAGGUUGUACGAGUCUCAAAUCCCUUGUGGGGUUACCAGAAGUAGCCAAAUUGGACGUGGUACAAUGCAUAUCAUUGGAAAAAGUAACAUGUCAGUGCUUAAAAAGCGUAAAGCGUUUCAGUGUCGGUGAAAACCGCAACCUAGUUGAGUUG